UGACGCGCGGCCCGCGCUUCCGCGUCGGGAGCCGGCGGCGGAUCCCGGGACGCGGAGACCCGGGGUCCCGGCAGCGGGGCGGCCCGCGGGCCCGGGGCUGGGAUGCAUCGCCGCGGGGUGGGAGCCGGCGCCAUCGCCAAGAAGAAGCUGGCCGAGGCCAAGUACAAGGAGCGAGGAACUGUCUUGGCUGAGGACCAGCUGGCCCAGAUGUCAAAGCAGUUGGACAUGUUCAAGACCAACCUGGAGGAAUUUGCCAGCAAGCAUAAGCAGGAGAUCCGGAAGAAUCCGGAAUUCCGGGUGCAGUUCCAGGACAUGUGCGCCACCAUCGGGGUGGAUCCUCUGGCCUCUGGAAAAGGAUUUUGGUCUGAGAUGCUAGGCGUGGGAGAUUUCUAUUAUGAGCUGGGUGUUCAGAUCAUCGAAGUGUGCCUGGCCCUGAAGCACCGGAAUGGAGGUCUGAUAACUCUGGAGGAACUACAUCAGCAGGUGUUAAAAGGAAGGGGCAAAUUCGCACAGGAUGUCAGCCAAGACGACCUUAUCAGGGCCAUCAAGAAGCUGAAGGCGCUCGGCACCGGCUUUGGCAUCAUCCCCGUGGGUGGCACCUACCUCAUUCAGUCUGUUCCGGCUGAGCUCAAUAUGGACCACACGGUGGUGCUGCAGCUGGCGGAGAAAAAUGGCUACGUGACCGUCAGCGAUAUCAAAGCCAGUCUUAAAUGGGAGACCGAGCGAGCGCGGCAAGUGCUGGAACAUCUGCUGAAGGAAGGGCUGGCCUGGCUGGACCUACAGGCCCCCGGGGAGGCCCACUACUGGCUGCCCGCUCUUUUCACGGACCUCUACUCCCAGGAGAUUACAGCCGAGGAGGCCAGAGAAGCCCUCCCCUGACUCUGGGAGCGCCCGGGGGGUGGGGGCCCAGCAGCUGGCAGGGAGAGGAGGGGAGAGCGGUUGGCGAAUAAAACCCGAACAACUUUG
Molecule: messenger RNA, 966 nt
Organism: Leopardus geoffroyi (Geoffroy's cat)
Lineage: Eukaryota; Metazoa; Chordata; Mammalia; Carnivora; Felidae
Gene: SNF8
Product: SNF8 subunit of ESCRT-II
Exons: 8
Coding region: 103-879 (258 amino acids)
Biological process (GO): protein transport to vacuole involved in ubiquitin-dependent protein catabolic process via the multivesicular body sorting pathway
Cellular component (GO): ESCRT II complex
Source: RefSeq, a predicted model, not a curated record